AAAACUUUCUCUUCAUUUUUCAAUCUUCAAAAUCAAAAAUCAAAUUUCGACAGUCACAGGACAAGACAGUUUUCAAACCACAAACGUUUUCCUUAGAUUGUGUUUCAAUUUAUUUAUUUUGGAAAGAAUGGGAAGUUUAGUGAAGAAGAAUGGUACUGGUGGUAGUGAGACAGUGACAACUACUACCACUGAGUCCGGGACCGAGUCAAGAAAGAGUAGUAGUUCAAGCGGCUCAAGCUGUGAUGACUCAAUCGAGGAAGUGAAAAAAAUGGGGUCUUGUUCACCCUCUCUUUUGGGUUGGCCUAUCAGGAAAGCUGAAGUGUCGAAGAAAAGUUUGGUUUCUGAUGAAAAGGGAAAUGAAGAGAAGAGCCAUUUUGAUGAUUUGAAGUUUAAGAAACCGAGUUCUCUCAUUUCAGAGAUGGAUAUGAUGAAGGAAAGGUUUGCAAAAUUGUUGCUUGGUGAAGACAUGUCAGGUUCUGGUAAAGGUGUUUGCCCAGCUUUGGCUAUAUCUAAUUCCAUUACCAAUCUAUGUGCUACUAUAUUUGGACAACUGUGGAGAUUAGAACCCUUACCUUCUGAGAAGAAAUCAAUGUGGAAAAGAGAAAUGGAGCUGCUUCUUUGUGUUAGUGAUCACAUUGUGGAAUUGAUCCCAUCUUGGCAAACAUUUUCAAAUGGAAAUAAACUUGAGGUCAUGUCUUGCAGGCCUAGAUCAGAUAUUUUCAUGAAUCUCCCUGCUCUCAGGAAACUAGACAACAUGCUCCUUGAAAUAUUGGAUAGUUUUGUGGAUACCGAAUUUUGGUAUGUUGAUCAAGGGAUUAUAGCCCCAGAAGCAGAUGGAUCAGCCUCUUUUCGGAAAACAAUUCAGCGGCAAGAAGAGAAGUGGUGGCUUCCUGUGCCCCGUGUACCUGCUGGUGGCCUCUCUGAAAAUUCAAGAAAGCAAUUGCAUCACACGCGUGAAUGCACAAACCAGAUCCUUAAAGCUGCAAUGGCCAUAAAUAGUAUUACCUUAGCAGAAAUGGAAGUGCCUGAGUCAUACUUAGAAUCACUUCCAAAGAAUGGGAGAACCUGUUUAGGGGAAGUUAUUUACAGGUACAUUACAUCAGAUCAGUUCUCUGCUGACUGCUUGCUAGAUUGCCUUGACCUGUCCUCAGAGCACGUUGCUCUUGAGAUAGCAAACCGUGUGGAAGCCUCAAUAUACGUGUGGCGUCGAAGAGCUCACUCGAAGCCCCAACCAAAUCCAAAUCGUUCCACUGCAAAAUCAUCAUGGGAAAUGGUGAAGGACUUCAUGAUUGAUGGAGAUAAGAGGGAAUUGCUUGCUGAAAGAUCUGAAAGUCUCUUGCUUUGCUUGAAACAGCGGUUUCCUAGUCUAACACAAACUACAUUGGACACCAGCAAGAUCCACUGCAACAAGGAUGUUGGGAAAUCCAUUCUUGAGAGCUAUUCAAGAGUUUUGGAGAGUCUGGCAUUCAACAUUGUGGCUCGGAUUGAUGAUUUAAUAUAUGUGGAUGACUUGAAUAAAAAUUCAGAUAAGCUGUCAUCAGUUACAACAGUUAGUGUAAUUUCUCAUAAGAAAGUUACAAUCCCCUUCGGUAAUGUGCCUGCCUCAGGCACUCCGUAUAAGGCAACAUUUAACACACCAAGCUUCUCACCUGCACCUCUAAUUAGUCCUGCAAGAGGGGAGAGAACUCCUUUUCUCGUCACCACCAACAACAACAAGGCUAACCGCCGCGGUUUUGGGGUGAAGAGAGUGUUGUCAAAUUAUCUUGGUGUUGACACAAAAGCAAAGGUGUGUGGGAAUCCAACUGAGGAGAUAAGUUCAGUUGCAACAAAUGGUUAUGAAGGUUUGGUGCAUCAAAAGAAUUCAUCAUCAGCCAACCAAAAUGGGACGAAGUUGUGCCAAAAUCAGCCUCGAUAUACUGUCUCUUGAGAGAGUUUUUGAGAGAAUGAAAAAUACAGUGUGAGAAUUAGGAUUGUUAAUGGUAGAGGACAUUUCUUGUGACUAUGAGUUGAAAUAUCUUGUUUACCCAUCUUAUUGGUUUAUUUGAAUGUAAUGUAGCUGUGAGUUGAUAGAAUAAUAUAUAUAUGAGAUUGCUGAUUGGCUUCAUCAGAUCAGAGAGUUUUGAGGGAAAAACGAAAAUA
Messenger RNA from Pistacia vera, 2139 nucleotides. RefSeq names its product rop guanine nucleotide exchange factor 5-like. Gene Ontology annotation, molecular function: guanyl-nucleotide exchange factor activity. The record is from RefSeq and is a predicted model, not a curated record. NCBI's taxonomy places the organism in Eukaryota, Viridiplantae, Streptophyta, Magnoliopsida, Sapindales, Anacardiaceae. The coding region runs from base 128 to 1927 and encodes 599 amino acids. The transcript has 7 exons.